Messenger RNA from Penicillium soppii, 2187 nucleotides. Its product is annotated as i-AAA protease YME1. Gene Ontology annotation, biological process: mitochondrion organization; protein quality control for misfolded or incompletely synthesized proteins. Gene Ontology annotation, cellular component: mitochondrial inner membrane. The coding region runs from base 1 to 2187 and encodes 728 amino acids. Lineage: Eukaryota; Fungi; Ascomycota; Eurotiomycetes; Eurotiales; Aspergillaceae. The transcript has 2 exons. The record is from RefSeq and is a predicted model, not a curated record. Gene Ontology annotation, molecular function: ATP hydrolysis activity; ATP-dependent peptidase activity; ATP binding.
AUGCUCUAUCAGAGCGUUGCUACCGUGGCAUCGGAUCUCUGGCCUUCAAUGACAAGCCUGCUGGCCACUCCUUUCAGGUCGGCCGGUCGAAUUCCGGCCAAAACCAACGCCCUUCGGACCACAUCAUCUAUAUCUAUUCUCGCUGCUCGGUUAUACUCGACUUCGACUCCUUUCCGCCUUACCUCUCUACGUGCGGUACCCAAACUCAACGGUCUCUCGAGACUCCAGCAGCAACGAUUUUUGUUUGGAGGUUCCUGGCACCAUGUGCUAGCCCAGAAGGAAAAGGUCGCGAACAACAGCCCGACCAACGUCGAUGCUCAGAAUGCUUUUUACACAGCCCUCCUGCGCGCCAAAAUGCCCGCUAUCGUGAUCGAACGACACCGAAGCGGUUACUUUGCGAGUGAUAUCACAACGGAGUCAUUGGUCCAACAAGCCCAGUCCAGCGUCGGUGGCGACGCUUCAGCUUUCAGCGGACCGAACCAUAAUCUGACACCUGAACAGCUUCAGGCUGUUGGCCAAGCGGUCGCUGCUCGCGCCACUGGUAGUCAAAUCGGAAUGGGAGGAAAGCAGGGCACUGGUGCCAAGGAUGCUCCCCUUUAUGUCGUCGUUGACGAGUCUCUGGGAAGCACUGUGUUCCGCUGGGUUAAAUUCUUGCUUAUCUUCGGCUUUUUUACAUAUAUCUCUCUGGUCACGGUCACUAUCCUUGUUGAAACUACUGGUGUCCUGAAGAACGUUCGCGGUGCGCAGGACAAAGAAGCUCAACCGGAGGAACAAACCGCUCGGUUCAGUGAUGUUCACGGCUGCGACGAGGCCAAGGACGAGCUGCAGGAGCUGGUAGAAUUCCUCCUCAACCCGGAACGUUUCUCUUCCCUCGGUGGUAAGCUGCCCAAGGGUGUUCUCUUGGUCGGUCCUCCCGGCACUGGUAAAACAUUGCUUGCGCGAGCUGUUGCUGGCGAAGCCGGUGUUCCCUUCUUCUACAUGUCUGGCUCUGAAUUCGACGAGGUCUAUGUCGGCGUGGGUGCCAAGCGAGUUCGUGACUUGUUCGCCCAGGCCCGUGGCAAGUCUCCCGCUAUCAUCUUCAUUGAUGAACUAGAUGCCAUAGGUGCUAAGCGCAAUGAGCGCGAUGCUGCCUACGUGAAACAGACGCUCAACCAGCUGCUUACCGAGCUUGAUGGAUUCUCUCAAAGCACCGGUGUCAUCAUCAUUGGUGCUACCAACUACCCCCAACUGCUUGACAAGGCAUUGACUCGCCCUGGUCGUUUCGAUCGCCGUGUCGUGGUCGACCUCCCGGAUGUCCGUGGCCGUAUGGACAUUCUGAGACACCACAUGAAGACGAUUCAGUCCGGUACGGAUGUUGACAUCGGCGUUAUCGCGCGAGGAACUCCAGGCUUCUCUGGUGCUGACCUCGAAAACUUGGUUAACCAAGCUGCCAUCCAUGCCAGCCGCGACCGCAAGACUAAGGUUGGAUCGUUUGACUUUGAUUGGGCCAAGGAUAAGAUCAUGAUGGGUGCCGAGGCACGCAGUCGUUUCAUUCAGGAUAAGGACAAGCUUUUGACUGCUUAUCAUGAAGCUGGUCACGCCCUUGUUGCCCAUUUCUCUCCUUCCUCUACCCCACUUUACAAGAUUACCAUUGUUCCCCGUGGUAUGGCCCUUGGUAUCACCCACUUCUUGCCUGAAAUGGACACUGUUUCAAGGAACUACACCGAAUAUCUGGCAGAUAUUGCUGUCUCUAUGGGUGGCAAGGCUGCGGAAGAGCUGGUGUUUGGCCACGACAAAGUUACAAGUGGAAUCUCCGCUGACAUCCAAAGCGCCACCGAAACAGCAUUCACACUGAUCACCCGAUUCGGAUACUCCAAAAAGCUCGGCAACGUCGAUCUGUCAACCAACUACGACAGUUUGUCUUCCGAAACCAAGCAAGAAAUUGAAGGUGAAGUGCGACGUCUUGUGGAGGAAGCUCGUGACCGGGCGACCGCCAUCCUCACCGAGAAACGCAAGGAACUCGAGCUCUUAACAAAGGCUCUAAUCGAAUACGAGACAUUGACGAAGGAGGAAAUGGAGAUGGUUUUGAAGGGCGAAAAACCCAACAGACUAGAGUCCCUCCCCAGCGCGCCGUUGAAGCUCCCCGAGGCCCUUCGUUCAGCCAAUUUCAACCCCUCUGUGGCAGCACGGCCACCCGCGGAGGAAUAA